Molecule: messenger RNA, 1901 nt
Organism: Periophthalmus magnuspinnatus
Lineage: Eukaryota; Metazoa; Chordata; Actinopteri; Gobiiformes; Gobiidae
Gene: fads6
Product: fatty acid desaturase 6
Exons: 6
Coding region: 177-1286 (369 amino acids)
Biological process (GO): lipid metabolic process
Cellular component (GO): membrane
Molecular function (GO): oxidoreductase activity, acting on paired donors, with oxidation of a pair of donors resulting in the reduction of molecular oxygen to two molecules of water
Source: RefSeq, a predicted model, not a curated record
GCAGAGCGCAGGGACUCGGCUCAGCCCGGACUCGGCUCUCACCUCCCGCAGUGAAAACACGCUCUGUGCCAAUACAUGUUUGCGUAAUCCUGACUUUGCCCCUGGGGACUUGAGAGCGAGUUUAAAAGAGGUCAGACCGCCGCAGGAACCGUUUUUCUUCGGUUCCAGAGGGUCCGAUGGAGGCGCAGCUUGUCCCGCAGGAGUGGAGGGAGCACGGCCCAGGACAGGACAGGGAUGUGGGGGUGAAGAAGAGGAGGAGGGCUGAGAACGGUGUGCAGCCCGGGACAGAGGCGCAGGAGGAGACGCUGAUGAUGGAGCUGAGCAGGCUGGUGCAGGAGCAGGUGCAGGGCAGCAGCUGGUGGGAGCUCCGCGGGAAAGACUGCGCCAUCCUCGGCCUGGCUUUCGUGGCUUUGGCCCCUGGGUUCCUCCUCCUCCGCUCCUCCUCUCUCCUGCUCUUCUCUCUGGGUCUGCUGCUCCUGGGAGUGUCUCAUGCAGCGAUCACAGUGAAAGGAGCUCACCUGUCCAGUCACUCCUCUCUGACCCGCACCCCGCUCCUCAACCGCAUCUGGGCCGUGUUCUUCAUCGAGGUGUGCGGUGCGUUCAGUGCAGACGCGGGGGUCCAGGCGCACAUUAAGAUGCACCACGCCCACACAAACGUGCUCGGUCUCGGCGACUCGUCCACCUGGAAAGUCCCAGGUCUGAGUCGAAGCCUUUACCUGUUCAUCGCGCCGCUCGCCGUCCCUGUCAUCACCCCAUUGGUCGCUCUCGCUCAGCUGAAGCACCAGCCGCUCCUCUCGUCCCUCCGCACGCUCCUGAUGGUGUCUCUGGGUCUCUGGUCUCACUUCUGGAUCCUGGUUCACGUCUCUGAGUUUGGCUCGACUCUGUCUGCGCUCGGCUGCAUGUUCGUCACCAGAAACUUCUUCUCUCUGCCCUACAUCCACGUCAACAUCUUCCAGCACAUCGGUCUGUCCAUGUUCUCCCCGGAGCAGAGGCCAAAACGGAUCUACCAGAUGAGCCACGGAGUCCUGAACUUGCCCAGAAACUUGCUCCUGGACUGGACCUUCGGACACUCUCUGAUCAGCUGCCACAUCGAGCACCACCUGUUCCCCAAACUAUCGGAUAACAUGUGUCUGAAGGUUAAACCGAUUGUGAGUCGUUUCUUGGCGCUGAAGUCGUUGCCGUAUCAACAGGACUCGUAUUUGUCCCGCCUUCGACUGUUUUUUGACCAAUACCAAGAACUCAUGGUGUUAGCCCCGCCCAUCACCGAGCUUGUGGGCAUCCAAUGAGAAACCGGUAUUUAACCAGCCGUCCAAUCAGAGGACAGGACCUUCUGCACACUGGUCCAGAGGAUCCACGGGAGUCUGUGGUGAACGGGGAACGUGGAAAACGAUCUCUUUUGGGAUUAUUUUUGUUAGUUGACACUGGAACUGUUCUUAAAAAUUGAAAGUGUUUGACCUGGUUUAGGGUUAAUAUCUCUGUAAUUUCUAGACUUAUACAAAUGAAACAAAAACUUAAACAAAAUGGAUUCUUAUAAACUUUUAGCUGCGUUAUAAUGUUAUUACGUCAUCAAAAACAUACCACAUUAUAACAUAGAUCAGAAAAUAGUGUAGUACAGGCUCUUUAAUCAAUAUACUGUAUUUGAAAAAGAUUAAUAUAUUGAAUUUGACAAAAAAAUAAAUAAAAAAUGGAUUAUGAUAUUUGCCUUUACUAACUGUAGGAAAUGAAUGCACUGAAACAUUAUCUUAGCUUAUCUUGGUUGAAACCAUGCAGGGCUUUUAUUGUGAAAUCCUUUUGGAAACAUGUUAAAUAUACUUUUAUUUUGUUAAAUUACUUCAUAUAAACCAUCUGUUUUAUUUCAAUGAUCAUGUAAGUUUUUAAUAAAUUUGUUUCAUACUGACUGU